UGGCUCAGUCCACUGCUGGCAGCCUGUUGAGAGCCAUGACAGAUGGAAAGGGAGCGUAUGGCUGAAACACUACCAUCUUUGACUUUGCCGACAGUUGUCUUCCCAAAAUAGCCCGGACUCCACGGCCUUAUACGUGCAGGCCUCCAGCAUGUGCCUGAGAAGGCAUCAUGUAUCUAGGUCACACAAUACAGGCUGCGGGCUCAUUGUUAGUGCCUACCAGCAGGCCUAUCACUGCCUCAGGGACGAGGGCCCUCUUUCUGUCUUGGCACGGCUCACCAUGCACCUCACCCAGCUUAACCACGAGUGUCUCCUCCACCUUUUCUCUUUCCUGGACAAGGACAGCCGGAGGAGUUUGUCCCUCACCUGUAACCAGCUGCGCGAGAUCUUCAUGGACCCCUGUCUCUGGAACCUACUCCACUUCAGCUCCCCGUGUCAACUGAAGGGGGACAACUUUGUACUGGGACCCUCAUUGCGCUACUUGACUAUUUGCUGGUAUUCCAGCCGGGUCCUGCAGGUGUGCAACAUCGAGGACUGGCUGAAGACCUCGUUUCAGAGGGACAUCUGCAGCAAACACGAGAGCCUGGUCAGCAGAUUCUUGGCCCACGUCUGCCACACGUGUCCCAACCUGCUCAAGCUCACCCUGUCUGGCUGUGGACACAUCACUGACCAGGACGUGAUCUCCGUGCUGCGGAGCUGCAGGAAGCUGCGCUGCCUCCACCUGGAGAACUGCGUCCGCAUCACCGACCGCAGCCUGGAAGGUGUGGUGGCCCACGGAGACGGUCUGGAGGAGGUGACGGUGGACUUUUGCAGGAACAUUACUCAGACGGGGCUGCAGACUGUCAGCGACAAGAGCCCUGGCAUCCAGCUGAGCGCAGAGAGGAGCGCUGGUAUGAUCCCUGACAGCACGCCUGAGAAGAGAGAGCCACUUAGGAGGACGCUGCAGAAAGUCCUGCUGUUCUCCUGAGGGGAGAGCAGCUUCCCGUCACAUCAUUUAAGGACUUGUCUGUGUUCUGUUUUGCUUUUGAGUUUGUAUUUGUACUUUUGAUAUCUUUUUAUCCAGCAAAUUAUGUUGGAUAUGAAUAUUCCUUACGCAUUUUUUUUAAGCCUUCUUUAUUCCAUGUUGUUCUAAUCAGGGAGUAUCACACAGACACACACACACAUGGACAGACACUCAUAACCAAGUCUUAUAUGUCACAGGAGGACUUAUCAGUAACUGUAAACGUUUAAAUGGUGGGUCUAUAUGAUUUGAUGCAUCACUAGGGAAAAUAUGCUCAUUCACUUUGUCACCAAGAGUUAGAUGAGAAGACUGACUCCACUGUCGUGUCCGUGCAGUAAAUGUGCUAUAGCCAACAGCCAAUCAGCUUUGCAAUAGCUUAACUUAGCUCAUCACGGACUGGAAACAGAGGGAAACAGCUAAGAUAGGUUAGCUGUAUCCAAAAGUAAAAACAUAAAUGAAUCAACAAGCAGCACCUCUAACUCAUUCGUCUAUUACCACUUUAUACAAAAGAUAAACAAAAACAACUUGUUCUGCGUUUUAUGAAGAGGAAUGUGUUUUGGACUAUUUCUUGGCAAGAAGCAGUUGCCAGGCAACCAGAAUUCUUCCUGGUUAGUCUCCCUGUAAAACGACGAAACACGUUUUUUUUUAGUUUUUGCGUAAAUGAAAAAAAAACGAAAUAUAACUUGUUUAUAUUUGAACCAGAGAACGAGUAGCUUGCUCCAGUUACAUAUGUACAAUGCAGGUGUGAGGGUGGCGUCAAUCAUCUCAACUAUGGCUAUCAACUAGCAUCGUAGUUGAAUUAAAACAUAACCUCCCCCUAGGGUGUUGUUGAUCACCUCCACGGCACAAAAGAACGAAAGCCAUGUGUCGACACUGUGUCUUCUCUCAUGGUAAGACAUGUCAGCGCUGAGAGGACGGCUUCUCCUCGGGGCAAAGUGGCCUGGUGCCUGAGCUCUGAUUGGAAUCGUGUUAUAUAAGACUGUGAGAAAGUAGGUUGAUUAGGGGGGUGCGUCUCUCUGUAAAUGCCAUGUGACUGUUUUAUUUGCCGACUGUUGCUGUAGAGCGCUCCACAUCCUGUGACGUCUAAAGAAUUACCAUAUGUUCUCACAAGGUCAACUUAAUCAAGAAUAAGCUUUUCCCCCCAUUUGUGCAGGACGUGUGCUUUUAUACUAAUACUGUAUGUGGCAGAUUUACUGUGUGUUUCUAUCUUUUUUUACUUAUUUAUUGGCUGAAAAAUAGAAAGUCAACCAUUUUGUGAUGGACAGUUGGGUUUUUUCUGACUGUAAAUUCGAAACUUCAUAUUCAUAAUAAACAUACAGAAACUAGAAAACCUGUUAUAGUUUUGAGAUUCAAAAUAUUUGGAAAAGCUACUCUCAUUCUAUGAUGUAGUUCAAUAUAUGAUAAUGAUAAUAAUUAUUAAAUAAGUUCAUUUGGUGCUAUAAUUAAAAAACAAAUACACACAUAAAUAAGUUUGACUCCUUGUAGAAUAACUAAUAUGGGAAAAUGAGCCAUCAACAGUUCUAUAUGAAAUAUUAUUGCAGUAUUAUUGCACUGAUGAUUGUUAAUCAGCUUCAUUAUACCUAAUAUUUUUAAUUCAAUUUUUCUUUUAUGAAGUACGUUGAAGGGUCAUUUAACUCUUCCAAGUAAAACCAAAAUUUUGCAUACUGGGUUGAUAGCUGAGAGUGGGAAACAAUAGAAUUAGAUAGUCAUAAUAUAUUCAUAAUUUUUCUUCAUGAUCCCUCUCUGGGAUCCUUAUACUACUUUAUAUAGAAGGCUUACUGAAAACCAUUGAACAGUACACAAUGGUGACAAAGGAAAGCCCCCGAAUGCGGGUUAGGAAUGCUGGGUGCUGUUUUCCAUUAACAGUAAUGCUAUUGCACUGAAACAGAGGCUACGGUUUAUUAUUCACUAUCAAGAAACAUGCCUUGGUUGCAAAGUGCUUGCCCGGAUCGUCCAUUGAGAGUUAUGAGUUCCAGAUGGGGAAACUGCCUAGGCACAUCCGGAUGGACUGAAACAUUGUCAAAGCGCCACUGCUCGGCUUGCUUCUACUCGGGGCAGGUUCUCUUAUGGUCCUGUGGUUUCAAAAGAAGACAGUCUUGACGGACCUGUUGCCCAGAUGCAUGUCCGUCACCAUGUUUAGCUGUGCGAGGAAGCUGCGGCCUUUUUGCUGCCACACCAACACUGAUGCGUGUAACAUUGUAUGACUCCUCAUUCAUGCAGCUCAUUCAUUAUAUCUGAAUUGUGAAUGAAGUAUCCAAGCACAGCCUUUCUCUUCUUUUACAAUCCAGGGAAAAGGAAUGAUUUGUACGAACGAACAAAAGGCAACCUUGUGUGUGAAAAGAGUGGCUACUAUGUUGGACCCGGAGAGAAAGGCUCGCUCUGAGCUGGACAAGCACUUUCUGUGUGAAUGAUUUGAUAUUUAAAUGAUGCAAUCUCCUGAAUACAUAAUAAAGGAAUCCCCAGUUUC
Messenger RNA from Scophthalmus maximus (turbot), 3464 nucleotides. RefSeq names its product F-box and leucine-rich repeat protein 22 (gene fbxl22). NCBI's taxonomy places the organism in Eukaryota, Metazoa, Chordata, Actinopteri, Pleuronectiformes, Scophthalmidae. The record is from RefSeq and is a predicted model, not a curated record. The transcript is spliced from 2 exons. Bases 149 to 964 code for a protein of 271 amino acids. Gene Ontology annotation, molecular function: protein binding. Gene Ontology annotation, biological process: SCF-dependent proteasomal ubiquitin-dependent protein catabolic process. Gene Ontology annotation, cellular component: SCF ubiquitin ligase complex.